CUUGAAUGACUUUCAAAUUAAAUCGAAAAUUGACACAUAGAAAAGCUAUGCAUCACUUCAGUCUGCUGCAGCGGCGCCAUAAAUAGCCCUAACCAGCACAAAUAGUUUUCGUCGACGGCGGCUCAUUCAAUUACGCAGAUCACUUCACCUCUCACAGGUUUCAGAAGACAUAAAGAUGAAUGCUUACAAGGCUUACAAAGCAUGUGCUCCAAUAGCAUGGAGUCCCAACCUCUACAUAACUCUGGUGAGGGGAAUUCCAGGAACCAGGAAACUUCACAGGCGCACUUUAGAAGCAUUGCGUUUAGGAAAAUGCAAUCGAACUGUUAUGAGAUGGAAUACUCCUACUGUUAGAGGAAUGCUUCAACAGGUUAAAAGAUUGGUUGUAAUUGAGACUGAAGAAAUGUUUAAAGCACGUAAAGAAAAAGAAGCACAACACCGUGCCUGUCGUCCACCUUUGGUUGUGACCCAUGUUCCUGUUCCUGCAAGCAACUCUUCUCAACAGGCUGCUUAAGUCAUAAGUGCUUAAUAUCUUUUUGUGAUUUCCUUUUGGGUAUCAGAUGCACAUUUCAAGCUGAUGUGUGGAAGGUGGUCUAAGUUCUUUUCUGAUAAAGCACUAAUAUCCUGUAGUUGAUAACAUUUGCAGAUCAUUCAGUUUAGUUAAGGUACACAUAAUAUGAAGGAAAGCUACCUUUUUUUUUUGAAAAUGCAUAAAUUUGUAAUGUUCUACUUCUACUCUUCUAGCUAUAGACCUAUUCCUUAUAUGAAAUACUUGAUUUGUUUCUUGGCAUAUUUAUAAAUGCUCAGAUGAAUAAGUACUAAAGUAAUACCUUGAAUCUUCUAAAGAA
Lactuca sativa (garden lettuce) is the source of this 845-nucleotide messenger RNA. Its product is annotated as ribosomal protein L30 family protein. Gene Ontology annotation, molecular function: structural constituent of ribosome. Gene Ontology annotation, biological process: translation. NCBI's taxonomy places the organism in Eukaryota, Viridiplantae, Streptophyta, Magnoliopsida, Asterales, Asteraceae. Gene Ontology annotation, cellular component: large ribosomal subunit; mitochondrion. The record is from RefSeq and is a predicted model, not a curated record.